UAGUGCUUUACCCUGUCAUAGUCUUAACCGAUAAGGGGAGGAGACGACCGUAAAACCCCGGAGAGGAGCAGCGAUGGCGACGAGGGUGUGGGCGGCGUCGGCGGCGGCCAUAAACCCCACUCUCCUGCCCCUCUCGUCUUCCCCACGUCCGAGCAGGCCCGCCCCCUCCACGCGGCCGCCCGGGCACCUCCGCCUGCGCAGCCGCCCGCCGCUGCCGGCCAGGGUCGUGUGCCGCCGCGCCAAGAACGCCGCCUUCGAGGACUACAAGUUCCCGGACCCCAUCCCCGAGUUCGCCGAGCAGGAGACGAGCAAGUUCAGGGAGCACAUGACGUGGCGGCUGGAGCAGAAGAAGGAGCAGUACUUCGGGGAGCACGUGGAGGACAUCGUCGACGUCUGCACCGAGGUCUUGGGCACGUUCUUGCAACAUGAGUACUGCGGACCCGGGACGCUCCUGGUUCACCCAUUCUUGGACAUGAAGGGCGAGAUCAAAGAGAGGGGCCUCCCCGGCGCGCCUCAGGCCGCGCGCGCCGCCAUCGCGUGGGCUGAGAAGAACAUCGACAAGGAUUGGAAGGAGUGGACCGGAGAUUAUUAGCGCUGAUUUCCUUUUGUCUCUGCUGUAGCAGCUGUUUGUUGUACCUGUAGUAGUAGUCUCGAUGUUUCAGUAGAGACUUGAAUCUAGCUAUAGAUUCUAGAGUAGUCAUGUUAAUCCGAUCUGGAGCCCGUGAAACGCAUGAAGUUAAUUUAUGCUCUGAACUUGAUGAA
Aegilops tauschii subsp. strangulata is the source of this 762-nucleotide messenger RNA. Its product is annotated as protein PLASTID REDOX INSENSITIVE 2, chloroplastic. The record is from RefSeq and is a predicted model, not a curated record. Gene Ontology annotation, biological process: regulation of gene expression. NCBI's taxonomy places the organism in Eukaryota, Viridiplantae, Streptophyta, Magnoliopsida, Poales, Poaceae.